UGUUUUCUGCGAGGAUGGUGACAUGGGUGAUGAACUAAACAACAUUAUAUCUGCAAGGAGUUCAUUUAAUGUCGCAGAAAUUAGAACUAAAGAAACACCUAAAAACAAAUAUAAACUGGAUGAACCUGUUACUGGAAACCUGGAGAAUUCCACCCAAACACACAUAGGGGAUAUAAUGGAACAUGAAAAUACCAAAAUGGCUAACUCUGCUGCUGUUCUUAGCUUUAAAAUCAAGGAGGAAAUCAACAAGUUCCAUAAUGAAUCCCCUUCAUCAUCUCUGAAGAAGCUGGAAUCAUCUGAGGCAAUAGAGGGACUAGAAAUCCUAUUGCAUUCUUCAGUACAACAUGCAGGAAAUUCCUUGCCUUCGGAAGAUAUGAUCAUUGAAACUAUAUCUGAAGUAAAGAAAGAGUGCUUAGAUGCUGAAAAAGUUUCUUCUACACUGGACAUGGCAUUUCCAUCUCCAAAUGCAAUGCUUAGCAAGUCUUUGAGGAAGAAAUCAGGCAAUGGAGGAGCCAGUAAUGAAUCGUCAAAAUCUUCUCGUCGAUCAUCUUCAGUUAAAAAGGGAAAAUCUAAGAAUAGUGCUGUGAAUUUAACAUCACUCUCUGAUAUGGACAACAAAUUGCAAAUUCCACAACCUAAAUUCAGGAAACCACCUUAUGAUUCCUUAAAUGCUCGUGCUGAAGCAGUCGAAGAGAAACUUAAUGAGUUGCUGGAUCAUGAUGGCGGAAUAAGCAAACGCAGGGAUGCAUCUAGGUGCUACUUGAAGCUCCUCCUUUUAACUGCUGCUUCAGGAGAUAGCUGCAACGGUGAAGCUAUUCAGAGGUAAUAAAUGGAUUUCCUAUUGGAAACUCUUUCAGGUGCUAGAUGUUGCUUAGUGGUGAUACCUUUUGUUCAUUAAUCUAUUUCUCUUCCU
Molecule: messenger RNA, 913 nt
Organism: Nicotiana tabacum (common tobacco)
Lineage: Eukaryota; Viridiplantae; Streptophyta; Magnoliopsida; Solanales; Solanaceae
Source: RefSeq, a predicted model, not a curated record